This is a messenger RNA of Lachnellula hyalina, 1686 nucleotides long. It is a transcript of the gene CYP72C1, whose product is annotated as Cytochrome P450. The transcript has 3 exons. The record is from RefSeq and is a predicted model, not a curated record. Gene Ontology annotation, molecular function: iron ion binding; heme binding; oxidoreductase activity, acting on paired donors, with incorporation or reduction of molecular oxygen. Bases 1 to 1686 code for a protein of 561 amino acids. NCBI's taxonomy places the organism in Eukaryota, Fungi, Ascomycota, Leotiomycetes, Helotiales, Lachnaceae.
AUGGCCUUCAUUUUGGUUGUAGAAAUCGUCGCAAUAUCCCUGUUUGCGUCGUAUUUUUUAAAAUUCUAUCAAAGUUACAACAAAGCACGUCAUAUAGGCUUUCCUCUGGUUUUCUCGCCUUUUCAUCCAUGGGGACUCUUCUGGAUGCUGGGCGGAGCGUUUCUUGGCCCCCUCCUCCUGCGGCUACCAUUCGGUCUUGGAGAGUUCGUGAAUCAUAUAAAAUCCGAUGGAUACUACCUAACUCGUAAUGCUCUUCAUCAGAAGCAUGGGCCAGCCUUCAUCGUCGUCUCUCCAGGUUGUAUUCGGAUCGUUGUAGGCGAUGGGGCAGCGGUCGAAGAGAUUCUCACCAAACUGCACAAGGAGUUCCCAAAGUCGGAGCUAUAUCAAGGACUGAAAGUAUUUGGAAAUAACUUGGAGACUGCCGAGGGCGAUGAUUGGCGGCGACACAGGAAGCUUACAGUACCCCCGUUCAAUGAGAGAAAUAGCAAUAUAGUCUGGAGAGCAUCUCUCACACAGGCUCGUGGGAUGCUAAAGACCUGGGUUUCUGCAGGAAAAUCCGGCAUCAUCUGUACCGCAUCUGAUAUGAUGACCGUAGCAUUACAUGUGCUCACAUCUGCUUGUUUUGGAAGGGACUAUUCUUUCCAGCCCUCUGAAAGUAGCGACUCUACCAUCAUAAAGGGCGAAAAGUUGUCUUUUAAGGUUGCUCUAGAAGCCGUCCUUGACAGUUUCUUGGGCGUCGUCAUCUCCUCUGCUUUUCCCAAAUCAUCUGGGUUACUUGCCAAGUACGUUUCUAAGAAAAUAGACACGAUGAAGUUCACUGUUGCAGAAUUCAAACGCAACUUGAGAGAAAUGGUUGACGAGGAGCGAGCGUUCCUAAAAACAACGAGCAAGGAGAAAAAUAACCUGAUGAGCGCAUUGGUGCGUGCAUGUGAUCUGGAAGUCACGAAAGGAGACGGAAAGAGGAGCUUGACUGAAGAGGAACUCUAUGGGAAUCUGUUCAUCUUUACGUUUGCGGGUCAUGAUACUACAGCCAACGCACUAAUGUACGCAACUGCUCUCCUCGCAGCCAACAAGCACGUGCAAUCUUGGAUCAAGGAAGAAAUACACACCGUCAUCGGCAAAAACCUGGACAGCGAAAGUUGGGAAUACGAAAAGCUGUUUCCGCGACUGAAGAGAUGUCUUGCGGUCAUGUAUGAGACAACACGCAUGUAUGGACCCGUAGUCGUCUUACCAAAGUCAACCGGUAGCACGCCCUCAACUAUAACAAUACGAGGAAAAGAAUACACUUUACCCGCACACUCAGAUGUUAUGCUGAACAUGGUAAGCGUCCACCACGCCCCCGAGUUCUGGGGUCCCGACCCAUGGUCAUUCCGCCCAGAACGCUGGAUCAUUAAGAACGGCGUAGCAGGCACCGAAGAACUGCUGCAACCGCCUUAUGGUAGCUACGUCCCCUGGGCAACCGGGGCUCGAGUUUGUCCUGGCAAGAAGUUCUCACAAGUAGAAUUCGUGGCCGUGAUUGCGAGUCUAUUUCAGCGUCAUGGAGUGCAACCGGUGCCGCAGCCAGGAGAGACGAUCGAGAUAGCUUCGAAGGAACUCUCUGAAGCUAUAGAAGGUUCUGAAUGUGUUUUGACUCUGAAGAUGAGACAUCCCGAGAAAGCGAGACUUGCAUGGGAAGCGGAUGCAUGA